This is a messenger RNA of Salvia hispanica, 1483 nucleotides long. Its product is annotated as Eukaryotic aspartyl protease family protein. Lineage: Eukaryota; Viridiplantae; Streptophyta; Magnoliopsida; Lamiales; Lamiaceae. The record is from RefSeq and is a predicted model, not a curated record.
UGUAAACAACCAUCACCCUUAUCCUCAUAAAACAGCCUCCAUGGAACACUCCAAUAUUCUUGUGACAUUAGUCUUCUUCAUUUGUCUCUCCACAUCUUGCAAUGGUUCUUCUUUCAACCCAUGUUCGUCCCCCGGUUCGGAUCUAUCCGUCAUCCCCAUGUUCGGCAAAUGCUCACCAUUCGACUCGCCCAAACCCGCUACAUCAUGGGUUGACGCCGUCUUUAACAUGGCCUCAAACGACCCGAAACGAAUUUCAUAUUUGGCAAACCUAGUCGCACCAAAACCCACCCCCGCCCCUAUCGCCUCGGGCCAGGUCAUAAACGCGGGCAACUACGUUGUCCGGGUCAAGAUUGGGACUCCGGGCCAGCUCUUCUUCAUGGUGUUGGACACUAGCAACGACGCUGCAUGGAUUCCAUGCAGCGGUUGCACCGGGUGCUCGUCUGCUGUCUUCGCCUCCAACUCCUCCACCACUUACGCCUCACUGGACUGCUCUGUACCAGAAUGUACCCAAGUCAGCGGGGUCUCGUGCCCGACAGUUGGUUCCGGUUCAUGCCUCUUUAACAGGUCCUACGGUGCCGGAUCGACCUUCUCGGCCACGCUAUCCCGUGACACCCUCACUUUAGGCAACACCGUCAUCCCAAACUAUGCUUUCGGGUGUGUCAACACCAUUUCGGGCGGGUCGAUCCCGCCCCAAGGGUUAUUGGGCUUGGGCCGUGGACCAAUGUCAUUACUUUCUCAAACCGGGGCGGUCUAUUCAGGUGUAUUCUCAUAUUGUCUCCCUAGCUUCAAGUCGUACUACUUCUCGGGCUCACUCAAACUCGGACCCGCGGGCCAACCCAAGAACAUCCGAACCACCCCGCUCUUGAAGAACCCACACCGCCCAUCGCUAUACUACGUGAACCUCACCGGAGUCAGUGUGGGCCGGGUCAAUAUUCCAAUAGCACCAGAGCUACUAGCAUUCGACCCAAGCACUGGGUCGGGUACCAUUAUAGAUUCGGGCACUGUUAUAACCCGGUUCGUCCAACCCAUAUACAUAAGUAUUCGGGAUGAAUUUAGGAAGCAAAUAACAGGGGCGAUAAGCUCGUUGGGAGCGUUCGACACUUGCUUUGCAGCGACGAAUGAAGAGAUAGCGCCAACUGUUACGUUUCAUUUUACGGGGCUGGAUUUAAAGCUUCCGAUGGAGAAUGUGUUGAUCCAUAGCAGCUCGGGGUCGUUGGCGUGCUUGGCGAUGGCAGCGGCGCCGAACAAUGUGAACUCAGUGCUCAAUGUGAUAGCCAAUUUGCAGCAGCAGAAUCUAAGGAUUUUGUUCGACACUGUCAAUUCUCGCCUUGGAGUUGCCCGUGAGCUCUGUAAUUAGCCUCUGCUUUUUUUCAAUAUGUGGCAACAGAACUUGAUCUGAAAUGUAAACGCUGUUGCUGCAUCAUCUCAAUCUCUCUCUUCAUCUUCAUAUUUAAACUUGGGAUAAUAAUGGAUUUUCUCCAAA